Molecule: messenger RNA, 423 nt
Organism: Dracunculus medinensis (Guinea worm)
Lineage: Eukaryota; Metazoa; Nematoda; Chromadorea; Rhabditida; Dracunculidae
Source: the annotation of a GenBank genome assembly
AUGCGAAUAGCUAUUUCUACCUCUGCACUUAGCAUUAAGUCUACCCCAUUUAAAAAUGAAAUCCACGCGGCACUGAGUCUUUAUCUGCCAAACAGAAAUGUUUCAUAUACAACUUCUGAAGACAAUGAUGAUGUGCUUUUAACAUUAAAACACGGUGAAGAGAGUCAAAAUAGCAAUAAAAGGAAUCCAUAUAAGAUUGAAUUAAUCAACACACAGUUAAAACAAUCCGUCCUAGGAACGUGGUUUAUUAUGAAUAAAGUUUGUAUGGAUCUUCAAAAGGGCGGAAUGAUGAUAAUGUGCGGGGAUGAGAGUCGAACACAUGAAGGUUAUCUUUCCAUUGCUGAAAAUAUGGAAAUACCGCUUGUGAACUGGGAUUUAGCACCAGUUCUACCGAAUGAUGGACCAGUCAAUAAAUUUAUGUAG